Molecule: messenger RNA, 831 nt
Organism: Lottia gigantea (owl limpet)
Lineage: Eukaryota; Metazoa; Mollusca; Gastropoda; Lottiidae
Exons: 4
Coding region: 1-831 (276 amino acids)
Molecular function (GO): ubiquitin binding
Source: RefSeq, a predicted model, not a curated record
AUGGCUGAAAGAAAAAGAAGUCGAUUAAAACUGAAGGCAAAGAAGACAAACAGUUAUGCAAAGGUUCCUGGUAGUGCCAACAGUUCCAAGAAACCAAAUACAGAACCAAUCACUAAUCAAAUGUCUGUUGAAUCAAUGAAAACCACCAGCGUUUUAAAUUUGGAUUCGGAUAACCAGAAUAUUGAUGUCAUUGAUGUCAUAGAUGAUGACGAUGAUGAUGUUUCAGUUGGAACAAAGUUUGUAGUCAAUACACCGGAACCUAAACUAGAUGGAAAACUAUUAGAUCUUCAACAGAAGAUGUCAAAAUUUAGAUUACCAGUUUGUGAUGUAUGGAAAUUAGAUGAUCUACCUCCUUAUAUUGUAAAGGCUACAUUUCAGACUAAAACUACAUCACCAACAUGUCAUACAUGUACAGAAGAGUUACUUCCCUUACAACGAUUUAGUAUGAAAUAUUUGACAUCAAAGAGACCUGAUUACAACUUCACUGUAGAUAGCUCAGAACAAUCAAUUUAUGAUAUAGACAUUGCUGUGCAGAAAGAGCAAGGAAAUACUUACAAAAGAAAAAACUUAGAUGUUUUUGUAGGUGAUUCGAAGAGAAAGAAAAUAGGUGAUGGUGGAUUAAAUAUUGCCAAGUGUACAGAACUGAUGAAUAAAACGGUCAUUGAUAAACUAGUCAGUAGGCCUACAGAAGACCUAUCUUGUAUUACAAAUAACACCACCACAUUAUGUCCAAUUUGUUUAUUAACAUUUCCUUCCAGUGUGUACCAAAUAGAAAUAGAUAGUCACAUAGCUUCAUGUUUAUCAUUGGCUGAUGAUGAUGUUGAUUGGUGA